GCAAAAGUGGGAUGUGUGGCACAUCAUUGCGGGGCACAAAGCUUAGCACGUAACCCAGCUUCCACGACACGACACGACACGACACGAAACGCGACCUCCGCACAUACACCCACCCACCCACACACAUACACACAAUGGCCGACACCGAACCCACGAGCGACAUCCCCGCGGUACCCGCGAAGGUCACGCUCUACUGCGGAAUAUGCACACUUCCCCCGGAGUACUGCGAAUUCACCAACACGGCCAAGAAGUGUCGCGAGUGGCUCGAGAAUAACCACGCGGACCUGGUGUCGGUGAUUUACAACACCGAAGCCGUCGAAGCCGCGAUGUCGAACCUCUCGGUGGCAGCACAAGAGAAGGCCGCGAAGGCCGAAGCCGCAGCCUCGAAGCGUGCGGACAAGGAAGAGAUCAAAGCCGAGCGCGAAGCGCAGAAGAAAGCGAGCAGCCGGAUCACCUUGAAGCGAGUGGAGCGCACGAAGCGGAAGCACGUGAUUAUCGUUACCGGUUUGGAAACGUUCGGUUUGGACCUGAAGAAGGUCGCAAAGGACUUUGGAAAGAAGUUUGCGUGCGGGUCGAGUGUGACUAAGAACGCGGCCGGGCAGGAUGAGAUCGUCGUUCAGGGUGACCUGAGUGAUGAUAUUCUGGAGUACCUCGAGCAGAAGUACCCUGAGGUGCCGUUUGAUAAUGUCGAUCAGGUGGAGGAUAAGAAGAAGAAGAAGGGUGAAGCUGCGGCGUGAGAUGGCCUUGGCAUGGGAAAAGGACGAGUACUGGGCCGUGGUUGUAGCAUAGGUAUACCGGUUUAAUGACAAUCACGAAUUGGGCGUAGCAAUAUACCGGCU
Tricharina praecox is the source of this 839-nucleotide messenger RNA. RefSeq names its product translation initiation factor SUI1. Gene Ontology annotation, molecular function: translation initiation factor activity; mRNA binding. The record is from RefSeq and is a predicted model, not a curated record. Bases 135 to 737 code for a protein of 200 amino acids. The transcript has 4 exons. Lineage: Eukaryota; Fungi; Ascomycota; Pezizomycetes; Pezizales; Pyronemataceae. Gene Ontology annotation, biological process: formation of translation preinitiation complex; translation reinitiation.